GCAUUUGCCAGCUGUCAAUAGCUACUAACCACACUGCUCGCUCCUGGCUGCUCCUCGCAACAAGAAAGAGAAUUGGUCACACACAUAAAAAAAACAAUGACGGAGGCUCGAAAGAAUGUUUUCACCAGGAGAAUGCUCUUGCCCUGCUUAGUGCUGGCCCUAGCUGCCUUUGGCUAUGUUCCCUCCAGCCAAGCGCCAAUGAUUCCUUCUUGCCCAGCUCGGUGCCACUGUGAAGAGGAUGGCAUUCUGCUGUGGGUCGAUUGCUCAGAGCUCGGGUUUACAGCAUUGCCGGAAGACUUGAGCCCGUUGACGUCCUACCUUGACUUGAGCAUGAACAAUAUUAAUGAACUACAGCUGAAUGCUUUUGGAGAUCUUCAUUUCUUGGAAGAACUACGGCUCUCUGGAAAUCACCUUGCACAGAUCCCCAUGCAUGCUUUUGCUGGCCUCUACAAUCUGAAAGUCCUAAUGCUACAAAAUAACCAGCUGAAGAGACUCCCAAGUGAGGCAUUAUGGGACCUUCCCAACCUCCAAUCGCUACGUCUGGAUGCAAAUCUGAUUUCAGACAUUCCUCAGAACAGCUUUGAAGGAUUGCACUCCCUGAGGCAUCUUUGGCUUGAUGAUAAUGCAUUGACUCAUAUUCCUGUUCGAGCUCUCAACAACUUGCCAUCCCUCCAGGCAAUGACUCUAGCUCUCAACAAAAUCGCACAUAUCCCUGAUUAUGCAUUUGUCAACCUAUCCAGCCUGGUGGUAUUACAUCUCCAUAACAACAAUAUUCAGUCUCUUGGAAGGAAUUGCUUUGACGGACUCCACAGUUUGGAAACACUAGACUUGAAUUAUAAUGACCUGGCUGAAUUUCCUGUAGCUAUCAGAACUCUAAGCAAGCUUCAAGAGCUGGGUUUCCAUAACAACAAUAUCAAAGCAAUUCCAGAAAAGGCUUUUGUUGGAAAUCCCCUUCUUCAAACAAUUCAUUUUUAUGAUAAUCCGAUCCAGUUUGUGGGGAAAUCAGCCUUUCAGUAUCUGCCAAAGCUUCACACCUUGUCACUAAAUGGAGCAAUUGAAAUAAAGGAAUUCCCGGACCUUAAAGGAACAACUAGCCUGGAAAUACUGACCCUAACUCAAGCUGGAAUAACCUCCCUUCCCAGGGGUCUCUGCCAACAGCUCCCAAAUCUACGAGUACUGGAAUUAUCAUACAAUCAAAUUCAUGUGCUGCCAAGUUUCCACAACUGUCAGAAGCUUGAAGAAAUUGGCCUACAGCAUAAUAGAAUCACUGAAAUCAGAGCUGACACGUUUCAACAGCUAAUGGCUCUGCGAUCUCUAGACCUGAGUUGGAACAAUAUCGACUUUAUUCAUCUUGAUGCCUUUGCUUCAUUACGUUCUUUAAGAAAGUUGGAUCUGACCUUCAACCAACUUUCUUCUCUCCCUUUGAGUGGCCUGAGUGGAUUGACACAUCUAAAGCUCAAAGGAAAUCUGGCAUUAUCAGAAUCCUAUUCAGAAGAGAGCUUUCCUAAGCUAAGAGUAUUAGAAAUGCCAUAUGCUUAUCAGUGUUGUGCAUAUGGAUCCUGUAAAAACAAUUACAAGCAGUCUAACCUUUGGGAUGCAGAGACUACUCUCAGUGAUGAUGAAGAUGUCCAGAAAAGAACUAUGGGAGUUUUUCCUGUCCCACCAGACAGCAACUUUUACCUGGAUAUGGAUGACUUCCAGUUAGAUGUGGAUGACUCUAAACUACAUCCCAGUAUUCAAUGCACACCUGUUCCAGGUCCAUUUAAUCCAUGUGAAUAUCUUUUCGAAAGCUGGAUAAUACGCCUUGGAGUUUGGGGCAUAGUUCUUAUCUCUGUGAUAUGCAAUGGACUAGUCAUCGCAACUAUAUUUGCAUCAUCCAGCUAUCUAUCUCCAGUGAAGUUUGUGAUUGGUCUGAUAGCAGGAGCCAAUAUGUUGACAGGGUUGUACAGUGGCACCUUAGCAAUUGUUGAUGCAAUGACUUUUGGGCAAUUUGCAAAGCAUGGUGUAAAGUGGGAAACUGGCUUGGGCUGCAGAAUAACUGGAUUUGUGUCCGUAUUUUCCUCAGAAGCAUCCAUACUGUUCCUGACUCUUGCUGCUGUCCAGUGCAGCAUUUCUGUGUCUUGUGUCCGUGCUUAUGGAAAGUCACCAUCUUUCAGUAGUGUGAAAAUUGCUGCUUUUUGCUGCAUGGUACUAUCAUUUAGUGCAGCUGCACUGCCUCUGUUCUCAGUUGGAGAAUUUGGGACUUCACCUCUUUGCCUCCCGUCACCUAUUCCUGAUGGAAAACCUUCCACUCUCGGUUUCAUGGUGGCUCUAAUCAUGAUGAAUAUCCUUUGCUUCCUUGUUAUAACUGGGACAUACACCAAACUUUACUGUGACCUAAUGAAAGGUGAAUUUGACAGUAUCUGGGAUUGUGCCAUGAUUAAGCAUGUAGCUUGGCUAAUCUUCACCAACUGUAUCCUAUAUUGUCCUGUGGCCUUUCUCACAUUUUCUUCCCUGCUUAACCUUUUCUUAAUCAGUCCAGAAGUAAUUAAAUCAAUUCUGCUGCUGGUCCUCCCACUGCCUGCUUGUUUAAACCCUUUGCUUUAUCUGUUAUUCAACCCACAUUUCAAAGAGGAUCUUCGCAUUCUCCGUGAGUAUAAAUGGCAGAAAAGGUGCCGAUCAAAACAAGGCAGCAUAGAUUCCCUCACUUCAGAAGACAUGGACAAGCAGUCAUGUGAUUCCACCCUAGCACUGAUGACCUUUGCGGAUAAUGAAAUCAUUCUUGAUUCAACUGAUGGCCUUGGAGUUCUAUCAAGUCAUCGUAAGAUGAUGGAGGCCUAUCCAUUUCCUCCUGUAACUCUAAUUCCAUGCCAACAGAGGAAAGGCAAUGGUAAAGAAGAGAGCUACUCAACACGACAGUCUUUCCUCACUGAUGAGGAGCUCUUGAUCACUUCAGAGAAAACGGAGCAAGCUCACAACAACAUUCAGAUCAGCUUUUAUCCAACCAAAGGACCUUCCUUCACAUCUCAUGUAUAAAUAUCUGAACUAAGUAAUCCCAAGAGAGGCACAACUCCCUGGGAAUUACACAAUGAAACAAAGAACUGGAUGAGUUAACAUCGAACAGCUAAAUGGGAUUAAAAUAUUGGCACCAUC
Molecule: messenger RNA, 3132 nt
Organism: Rhincodon typus (whale shark)
Lineage: Eukaryota; Metazoa; Chordata; Chondrichthyes; Orectolobiformes; Rhincodontidae
Gene: lgr6
Product: leucine-rich repeat-containing G-protein coupled receptor 6
Exons: 19
Coding region: 97-3015 (972 amino acids)
Biological process (GO): G protein-coupled receptor signaling pathway
Cellular component (GO): membrane
Molecular function (GO): G protein-coupled receptor activity; protein binding; protein-hormone receptor activity
Source: RefSeq, a predicted model, not a curated record